This is a messenger RNA of Entrophospora sp. SA101, 495 nucleotides long. The record is from the annotation of a GenBank genome assembly. NCBI's taxonomy places the organism in Eukaryota, Fungi, Glomeromycota, Glomeromycetes, Entrophosporales, Entrophosporaceae.
AUGUCUACAGUUGUAUCAAAAUCAGUCCUUGAAGUUCUUUCACUUUCACCAGAGGAAUAUAGAAAAAGAAAAGUCGCUCUUUUGACCGAUGGUUCUUAUCUUACUGAGUUCCUCUUAGAAAAAGGUUACAUUGUCCAUGGUAUUAUUCGUCGUUCUUCUUCGUUCAAUACUGGUAGACUUGAACAUUUAUACAAAGAUCAACACGACCGUCCAAAAAUGGUUCUUCAUUAUGGAGACUUGACGGAUUCAACUAAUCUUGUUCAUAUUGUUUCACAAGUACUUCCAACUGAAAUUUAUAAUCUUGGAGCUCAAUCUCAUUAUAGAAAAAGAAAAGUUGCUCUUUUGACCGGUAUUACUGGUCAAGAUGGUUCUUAUCUUACUGAAUUCCUCUUAGACAAAGGUUACAUUGUCCAUGGUAUUAUUCGUCGUUCUUCAUCAUUCAAUACUGGUAGACUUGAACAUUUAUACAAAGAUCAACAUGAACGUAAGUGUUAA